UAGUCGUAUCGCAAUAAGGAGGAGGAAGGAGAAUCACUAAACAAAUCGAGGAUAAAAACAUGGCAGUAUUAUAGCACGAAGAAGGUGUGUCAGCGAUUAGCGAUAGCAUCAUCAGUGUCGCGAAAAAAAAGCAAAAAAAAAAUCCAUCUCUACAUCUCUUCAUCUUCAUCAUUCCCAUGGGUUGAUCGAUCCUAUGGUAUCGAAAAAAGACCGCAUUCAUAAACAUCCACGGAUUAAAUAUCGGACGAUAUUUUUCCAUUGAAAAAAAAAAAAAAAAAGCAAAAAGAAACAGAAAACGUCGGUUGGGGCUCACGACGUUUGGGUUAAAUUUCGAGCCGAGCUCGAACCCGAAGCCAACUCCUCCCUCUCCUCCCGGUUUUCACACCCCCCACCCCCCUCCUCUCUAUGCUCAGCUCGGUGUGCGUGUCUUCGUUCCGAGGGCGCAAGGCGGGCAACCAGUCGUCCAACAAGGCAUGCGGGAGCGCCGACAUGCCGUGCCCGGCGGACAGCGAGCGCAUCGUGAUCAACUGCGGCGGCGUGCGGCACGAGACUUACCGCAGCACGCUGCGCACGCUGCCCGGCACGCGCCUCGCCUGGCUCACCGAGCCCGACGCGCCCAGCAACUUCGACUACGACGCGGCGGCCGACGAGUUCUUCUUCGACCGCCACCCGGCGGUGUUCGCCUUCGUGCUCAACUACUACCGCACCGGGAAGCUGCACUGCCCGGGGGACGUGUGCGGCCCGCUGUUCGAGGAGGAGCUCGCCUUUUGGGGCAUCGACGAGACCGACGUGGAGGCGUGCUGCUGGAUGAACUACCGGCAGCACCGCGACGCCGAGGAGGCGCUCGACAGCUUCGAGACGCCCGAGCCGGACCCGCCGGACGAUGACGCGGCGCUCGCGGGCGGACCGGACGGAGACCUGCGGCGUCUCUGCCUGCACGAGGACGGCCGCAAAGUGGGCUGGUGGCGCGUGUGGCAGCCGAAAAUCUGGGCGCUUUUCGAGGACCCUUACUCGUCUAAACACGCGCGGUACGUGGCAUUCGGCUCGCUGCUCUUCAUCCUCAUCUCCAUCUCAACGUUCUGCAUGGAGACGCACGAGGCGUUCAACACCAUCUACAACCGGACUGAGAACGUGACGGUGGGUAAUGUGACUCGUGAAGAGGUCUUCACCGAAGUGGUAACGGACAGUUGGCUGACGUACGUAGAGGGCGUGUGCGUCAUAUGGUUCACCUUUGAAGUGUUUACACGUGUCGUAUUUUGCCCGGACAAGGCCGAGUUCUUCAAGAGUCUUCUAAACAUCAUUGACUUUGUGGCCAUCUUGCCGUUCUACCUGGAGGUUGGUCUGAGCGGCCUCUCAUCCAAGGCGGCCAAGGACGUGCUGGGCUUUCUUCGCGUGGUCCGAUUUGUCCGUAUCCUGAGGAUCUUCAAGCUAACGCGGCAUUUCGUCGGACUCCGUGUCCUAGGCCAUACGCUUCGCGCCAGCACCAAUGAGUUUCUCCUGCUCAUCAUCUUCCUCGCUCUCGGAGUGCUCAUAUUCGCCACCAUGAUCUACUAUGCCGAGCGUAUCGGCGCCAGCCCUGAUGACCCCACGGCCAGUAGCCACACAAGUUUCAAGAACAUCCCCAUCGGUUUCUGGUGGGCCGUGGUCACCAUGACGACACUGGGGUAUGGUGAUAUGUAUCCUGAGACGUGGUCGGGCAUGUUGGUUGGUGCUCUGUGUGCCCUGGCUGGCGUGCUCACCAUCGCUAUGCCUGUUCCCGUCAUCGUCAACAACUUCGGCAUGUACUACUCCCUGGCUAUGGCCAAGCAGAAGCUGCCCAAGAAGAAGAAUAAACACAUCCCACGAGCUCCACAGCCUGGCUCGCCCAACUACUGCAAGCCUGAUGCCCUGGCCAUGGCCACCGCCUCGCCUCAGAGGAUCCUGGGUAACGUUCUGGGAGGGGUCAUGGGAUCCGGCGGCCUCACUGCAGACUGUCCUCUAGCUCAGGAGGAGAUCAUAGAAAUAAACAGAGACUCGAAGCAGAACGGUGACGCGGCGAGCGCGGCGCUGGCUAACGAGGACUGUCCCACCAUAGACCAGGUGCUGAGUCCAGAUGAGCGCAGUCCGGUGGGUCGAACACGCGAGCGCUACCAGCAGGACCGAGCCUGCUUCCUGCUCAACACGCGUGACUUCAGGGCCGCAGAAUCAAACGUCCGGAAAGCAGCCACAGGCUAUGAGAAAUCUCGUAGCUUGAACAACAUUUCGGGAAUGGCAGGGUCGUCGCUGCGUUUGACCCCGAUCACCGGCGCGCCCUAUGACCCCUACGAGGCCCCGGGACCCCUGCGCCGCUGCCGCUCACCAAUCCCUUCCAUAUUGUAAAGUGAAAGAGCUACAAGGAAAGUGAUAGAAACUCAGGACAGGGGAACAGGAAGAAGGAAUGGAGGCCAAGUGGAACUCAUUGGAAGCAAUAACCACCAAUAACAAUUCUGAACGUAGAGAGCUCUUCCUCCAUCCUUCCUCCGUCCACUCAGCUUCAGGUGCAUGUGUAUAAGUAGCGCUGAGAGAAGACACCCUGUGUUAUAUUUAGUGAGAUCAGUGUGAAGGUUUGAUUAAAACUAGCUAAUAGGAAUAUUAUCUGGGGGCCUAGUUUCACACUAGCAAGUGAAAAGUUGCUUGUGUUACUUGGCAUCAUUUGCAGACAUGCAGUGAACGCUACUCUUGUGGCUAUUGUGCAGUGUGUCCUCGAAAAAUAGUAGUAUUAAAAAUGUAUAGCCGAUGAUUAUUUAAACAUUAAUGAACUUACAAAGUAAUCAGGUUACAUGCUAGGUUUCGUACUACAGGUUAGCAAAGCAAGAUUUAACUUUCUUUGUAAUUUAUCUAUACACAUUAAGCAAGAGGUCACAUAUUACAGGAUAAGAUGAAAACAAAAUUUAAAAAAAUUUGAGGGUCAAACAGUAAAUGGGAAGGUUGGAUUUAGAUCGUUAGCUACUGUAAUUUUUGUAAAGUUGAGAUUCCUAAUUUUAAAAGAUAUUUGUCACAAGAAAUUGUCACAUACAGUACGUACAUAGAAAAUUAUCACUUGUGGCUUUGUCGCUAGCUAGUGUGAACCUAGGGUUUUUGAACCAUGUAUGUGAUUGUGAAUUAUUGAAGUAACUGUUAUUCUCUUAGCUAUUUAUCAUAGUGCGACUCAAGGAAGCUGAACGACGCUACCUUAGUUCCUGACAUUUCACUAACUUCAUAUGUCAUGGGACUAAAUAAUAAUCACUAAACACAUUAAUGCAAUGAAUGCAUCCAUGAGUAUGCACUAGUAUAGGGUCUUUAUACAAGCAGGUUUAGAAAAAAGUUGAAUUUAUUAUAUAUGCGUUAAGUAAAAAGAAAAAAAACUAUGAGUUGUUUCAUUUAAAUAAUACGAUCAUUAUCUUAACAAGAACGUAAAGUAAUAAUAUCUACCAUGUUUACUUUUAUUUUGCUAUGGUCUAUAUUGUUACAUUCACAUAGAAUAAAUUUAAAGUAGGAUGUAUUAGUAAAGAGAUGCUGCUAGUGGAGCCAAUUAUUAAUUCACAUCAUUAUUUUUUAUUUUAUUCUUAUCACAUAUUGAUAUUAUUAAUGAUUUCUGUUCAUUCAUUUUAUUUUAUUUUUAUUUCUGCGUUUGUACAAUCUAAGAAAAAUACCGCCCAUAAAUAAUCAAACUGCAAAGUACAAAGCAAUUCAGGCAUGAAAUCUCAUUAUAUGUUUUAAUAUUUCCACUCCAUUUAUUUAUUUAUGCAAUUAAAGAAGAAAUCAUUUUGAUCUGGAAAAGUACAAGACCAUUUCUAGUAGAUAGAUAUGCAAAAAAAAAAAAAGUGCAAUAUACCAUUCAUGAUGCUGGAAACGUCAAUCAUGCACAUUUUUAAUUUAUAUAUGAUUUUUUUUAAUGAUUGUGUGUAUGAAAAAGAUUUGGAGAUUAUUAUAUGACUACUGUAGUACUUUCCCGAUUUGUUGGUCCUGUCCUUGUUAAUGUCCUGUUGUUAUUGUUGUUGUGGUUGUUUUUUUUAUCAACUUCCAAUGUAUUUUAAAGAUGAUUGUUUUUAUUGUUAAAAACAUUCCUUUCUUCUCACUGUUUCAUUUGUAUAUGAUAUAUACACAAGUGUUAACUAUCUGUGUAUCGUUUUGUUGGAUAAAAAAAUAUUCAGGUCUAUUGGACCAAGUGCUUCCAGAAUUUCAAAGGAGGGGAAAAAAAUGAC
Molecule: messenger RNA, 4202 nt
Organism: Clarias gariepinus (North African catfish)
Lineage: Eukaryota; Metazoa; Chordata; Actinopteri; Siluriformes; Clariidae
Gene: kcnc3b
Product: potassium voltage-gated channel, Shaw-related subfamily, member 3b
Exons: 5
Coding region: 406-2358 (650 amino acids)
Biological process (GO): protein homooligomerization; potassium ion transmembrane transport
Cellular component (GO): neuronal cell body membrane; voltage-gated potassium channel complex; axon
Molecular function (GO): delayed rectifier potassium channel activity; protein binding
Source: RefSeq, a predicted model, not a curated record